Messenger RNA from Oreochromis aureus, 3397 nucleotides. RefSeq names its product TGF-beta activated kinase 1 (MAP3K7) binding protein 2 (gene tab2). Lineage: Eukaryota; Metazoa; Chordata; Actinopteri; Cichliformes; Cichlidae. Gene Ontology annotation, molecular function: K63-linked polyubiquitin modification-dependent protein binding; ubiquitin binding. The coding region runs from base 643 to 2859 and encodes 738 amino acids. The transcript has 7 exons. The record is from RefSeq and is a predicted model, not a curated record. Gene Ontology annotation, biological process: positive regulation of protein kinase activity.
UUCAUAUGGGUUGGACCAAAAUGCAAUUUAUUCCCGUAAUUUUAAACGGAAUUAGAGCAACACAUCCUUCUCCCGUCGCUUGCACCGUCUUCUGCUCAGCCUAUUUUGCAAUCACAACUUUCUCUUCCCUCGGCACAACUUGGGAAACUGGGAAAAAAAAAAGAAAAACAACUUUUCUUCUCGCGAUAGUAGCUAGUUUAAGCAGCCGCCAUAUUCUUUGACAGUAUUUUGAUUCGUAUCUGCUGGAAGUGAGGAAAAAGAGAAAAGUGAAGGGCUGUCGAGGGGAGGGGGGGGCACAAGAAGAGGAGCUGUCAAAAAGGUAUUCCCGAGUCUCUGUCAAACGGCGGAGGACUAAGGCUCGGUAUCCCUCCCCCUAACGCUGUUUCGAGGACACAGAAGGCCCGGGGCCUCGGUGCAAGUUGGCUCUUCGUCUCCCUGGCAGUAGCUGGAUCCCUCUUAGCUUCUCUUCUCCCAGCUCCGCGGCCCUCCAGAGGUCCAGCGGCGGUCUUGGGUGUUGAAGGCGGCCCGGGGAGCGGCAGCGGCGGCGGAGACUGGAGGAAGAUGUUCAAAAUGAAGGCGGUUUGCUGCCGAGACUGACUUCCCCGUGUGCUGAACAGAACAAACAGACCUGGCAUCAUACGAAUGGCCCAGGGAAGCCACCAGAUUGACAUUCAGGUUUUGCAUGACCUGCGCCAAAAGUUCCCUGAAGUCCCAGAAGGUGUUGUCUCCCAGUGUGUUCUGCAGAAUAACAACAAUUUAGACGCCUGCUGUGAAUACUUGUCCCAGGUCAGUCCGGGCUACCUGUACAGUGAAGAAGGGAACCUCAGCUUUUCAGACGACCCCAGCUUCAGCAGGCUCCAUAAUCACAUGACCCAGCUGAACCUGGACCUGCAGCCUCAGAAUGUGCACGUGGGCCCGGUUCGGGACAGCCUGAGAAUGAACGGCAGCCGGACUCUGGCCCACAGCCUGAGUGAAGGGCCCCUUUCUACAGGCCAGGCCACUAACAGUGACUUCUUUCAGCAGGAGCCCCAGUCAGCCCCAGUGCAGGUGCCCUCCAAUUUCAAUGUAUUUGGCGUGAUGGAGCCCCCGCGUAAACCGCAGCCUCCACAGCACCUUGGACUCUACCCUCUGGGUGGCAAAGCAACAGCUAUGGGUUCCCAGCAGACACCACGCUUCAACCCAAUCACCGUGACGUUAGCCCCUAACAUCCAGACAGGACGCAACACCCCUACUUCUUUGCACAUACAUGGUGGGCCACAGUCGGGCCUAAGCAGUCCACAGGGUAACUCAAUUUACAUCCGGCCUUACGUUAGCCAGUCCGGUACGACACGGCAAAACCAGCAGCAGGGAGGCAGGGCCCAGUACAGCCCCACUUCCCAGCCUCAGCAGCAGAUCUACCAGAUCUCACAUCCUUCCUCCCUGUCCGGCUCCUGGUCCGGCACUCAGCACUCUUCCUCCUCCUCUCAUACCUCACAGCCCCAGACCCAGGGCCAUCAAACUUCUCACGUCUACAUGCCCAUCAGCUCACCUACAAAUCCCCAGGCGCCUUCCUUUCUUCCUACUGGAAGUCAGGUCUCUUCCUCUGGUGUCUCAUCAUGCUCCUCUUCCUCUUCCUCCUCUUCGGUCAUGCCCAGCUCCCUGUCUGCGAUCAGCCAGUACAAUAUCCAGAACAUCUCCACUGGCCCACGGAAGAAUCAGAUAGAGAUCAAACUUGAAUCUCCACAAAGGAGCAAUUCUGCAACAGCUGUGCUGCGGACGAGCAGCGGGCCCCGCUCAUCCUCCACGUCCUCCUGCCCUUCCUCUUCCUCUUCAUCUGCUGGGGCAGCUUCUGUCCCUGCCACCCCUCUGUCAAUCGGAGGGUCGGGUCCCACUGUUUACAUCUCUACUGCUGCUACCACUCCCUCUGAGGAAGUCAUUGUUGCCUCAGCCGGCUCCCGCCCACAAUCCAAGUUGGGUAGGAGUCCUCACACACUCUUCAUCUCAACAAACCCUUCCUUACAGGGGCCCUCAGGGGCCAGGAACAUAGGGGGUCAAGUGAGCAUGGGCCCUGCUUACAUCCACCAUCAUCCACCUAAAUCUCGCCCCUCUGUGGGAGGAGGGGGUACAGCUUCUUCCCCACGCGUGGUGGUCACUCAGCCCAACACCAAAUACACUUUUAAAAUCACAGUGUCUCCUAACAAACCCCCAGCGGUGUCCCCUGGAGUCGUGUCCCCGACUUUUGACAUCAACAAUCUCCUCGGCCUACCCCAAGACCACCACUUCGUUGAGACAGACCCCCAGCAUCUCUCAGACCCACUAUCGCCACACCGGGAGAGACAGAGUGAACCUCGCAGACUCAGCAUGGGCUCUGAUGAUGCAGCAUACACACAAGCAUUGUUGGUGCAUCAGAAGGCACGAAUGGAGAGGCUGUGGCAUGAGUUGGAGAUGAAGAAGAAGAAGCUGGAGAAACUAAAAGAAGAAGUCAACGAAAUGGAGAAUGACCUGACCAGGAGACGUCUGGAGAGAUCGAACUCAGCUUCCCAAAUUCCUUCUAUUGAUGAAAUGAAGCAGUUGCGAUCCCAAAACAGGUCAUUGCAGAUUGAUAUAGACUGCCUCAGCAAAGAAAUUGAUCUUCUUCAAACAAAAGGACCACAUUUUAAUCCCGGUGCAAUCCAUAACUUUUACGACAACAUUGGAUUCCUCGGUCCUGUCCCACCCAAACCCAAAGGUACUUUAUCUAUUGACACAGGCAGUAAGAGUGUGAAGCCCAUCACAGACCAGGAGGACGAGGGGACGCAGUGGAGCUGCACAGCCUGCACCUUCCUCAAUCACCCCGCCCUGAUCCGCUGUGAACAGUGCGAUUUCCCGCGGAACUUCUGAGCCAACAAGGCUGCGACGCGCUGCCCCUUCCUCUGCCCGCCUGUCUUCUAGCAGAUUAGAACAGACUGGGGCUCUGUCUGUUACUUUCCUAGAUGUAUGAAAACCGGGACAGGGCUUAGUCCUCGUACAUCGUGCAGCCCGUUUUUGGGUUUUUUUGUUUUGUUUUGUUUUGUUAUUUUCUUCUCCUCUUUUCUCCUCUCUAUAGGCUUGUAGAACACUGUCCAUUGAAGGCUUGACUGGAUGGUGUUUACAGCUUGCGUUUCUUACUAUAGGCCGGCAGAGUCGGAUGAUACCUCACCUUAGAGACUGGCAUAGUGUGGGGUCCCGUUUUCCCCACCUCCCUUGCUCGACAGGUGACACUUUACACCCUGGGGAUACCUCGCUGCUCCCACUUCACAGUAUUACAAGCGUGGCCCUGCAGCGUGAUUGCGCACAUGCACACUCAACACAGAUGUGCCUUUUGCAGAUUUUUCCUUUUUUUUUUUUUUUCUUUUUUUUUUUUUGUGUCCCUUUUCUUCUUCUUCUGUGGUGGUGGCAU